AUGUUAAGUCAUCUUUCGGUCGCAGAGACACCUUUCACUGAGAGGCAGCCCACGGAUCAGAGCACUCCUGACCGGCCCGAGCUUAGUGAAGCAGAAUGCGACAUCGAUACUCUCAAGAAGCUGAAGCUCGGAUUGAGGUCCACCUUGUGGUCCCGACCUGCUGCUGGUGGAAACGGACAACCUACAGACUAUUCCAUUGCAGUAUAA
Diabrotica balteata is the source of this 207-nucleotide messenger RNA. The record is from the annotation of a GenBank genome assembly. Lineage: Eukaryota; Metazoa; Arthropoda; Insecta; Coleoptera; Chrysomelidae.